Messenger RNA from Anopheles coustani, 975 nucleotides. RefSeq names its product MRG/MORF4L-binding protein (gene MrgBP). Gene Ontology annotation, biological process: regulation of transcription by RNA polymerase II. Lineage: Eukaryota; Metazoa; Arthropoda; Insecta; Diptera; Culicidae. The coding region runs from base 53 to 715 and encodes 220 amino acids. The transcript has 2 exons. Gene Ontology annotation, cellular component: NuA4 histone acetyltransferase complex; nucleus. The record is from RefSeq and is a predicted model, not a curated record.
UGCCAGCGCCGCUUGUUUCGUUGAAUUAAAACCCGCUAUCACUGGAGGCAUUAUGGCAACAGUGGGAAGUCGUGAUAAAUUGGACUGCGAACAGUUCGAAUGGACCGCGGAAGAGGAAAUACAGCUGUUCCUCGCGAUGGACGGAAUGAAACCGGUCGGCAUCAAUCGACACUUCUACAUGGCGUGCAUCAUUGACCGGCUGUCGAAGGCCCUCCAGCGGGACAUCGCCAGUGAAGCGGUCUGGGCGCAUCUCGGGACAAUCUACAACUUGCGAGCACUCGAUGAGCAAGAGUUUGUGCCUUUUCUGAACGAGGAGUGUGACUUUGGACUGCCGGAGGCCGACUUUGGCGUUGCCAUUGGCAAGAGGAAGCCGGAAGACACUGAACGAAGUUCAAUCCCGGUGGCUAGUGAACCAGAAUCUAAAAAACCGGAAGUCAAGCUAGAGCCAGCGGUUGCUAAAACUCCCGCAACCAAAACACCAGUACCGUCGAAAGAUGGUAAAGAAGUCGAAAAGGAAGAGAAGGACGCGCGUGACCGUGAUCCGACAUCGGUAAAAGUGAAAACGAAAACUCAUGACGGUAACGGAGUAACCGAGGGUGGACCGAAACGCUCGCAGAAACGAACCAGAGGGUCAAUGACGUUUGAACCGAGUCACUCGAAUAAUUCCAGCCCGGCCAACACCCCUCCAAACGGGCCAAAACGCCGACGCAUUUAGCUGAUGGACUAUUUCAUCGAUCUUGACAAAGUGCACUGAAACCCCUUUCGGCCGGGCUUCAACACUUUCAACGACGUGGGGUUACUAAUUUUAUUCAUUUUACAACUAAUGUAAAUAAUCUAACUGUUUCACCAGUUCAAAAAUGCUAUGAAAUGAACUGUGUAAUGUAUAAGAUGGGAGUCAAAAUGUAAAUAAAAAGAUAUCCAGUACAUUGCGUGGGAGUUACUCAAGAAUUCUCUAGUAUACAUACACUUGUUGUU